Micromonas commoda is the source of this 216-nucleotide messenger RNA. RefSeq lists its product with no specific name. The record is from RefSeq and is a predicted model, not a curated record. The transcript has a single exon. The annotation marks the transcript as partial. NCBI's taxonomy places the organism in Eukaryota, Viridiplantae, Chlorophyta, Mamiellophyceae, Mamiellales, Mamiellaceae. Gene Ontology annotation, molecular function: protein binding. Gene Ontology annotation, cellular component: nucleus; cytoplasm.
GAGGACCCGCGGAACGGCAACAGGGCGCUGCACAUCGCCGCGCAGAACGGUUUCACCCCCGUGUGCAAGCUGCUCAUCGCCAAGGGUGCCGAGGUGAACGCCGUCAACAUGAAGAACAACACCGCGCUUCACAUGGCGCUCGGGUACGACUACGACGAGUGCGCCGAAUUCCUCUACAGCAGCGGCGCGGACGGCACCAUCGUCAACUCCGAGGGC